Chaetomium fimeti is the source of this 2332-nucleotide messenger RNA. Its product is annotated as Sec1-like protein. Gene Ontology annotation, biological process: intracellular protein transport; vesicle-mediated transport. Gene Ontology annotation, cellular component: fungal-type vacuole; CORVET complex. The transcript is spliced from 5 exons. The record is from RefSeq and is a predicted model, not a curated record. Bases 1 to 2175 code for a protein of 724 amino acids. Lineage: Eukaryota; Fungi; Ascomycota; Sordariomycetes; Sordariales; Chaetomiaceae.
AUGGCACGUGAAUGGCUCAAUGGGGAGAGGUCGCAAGGUGGAGCUUGGGCCAAUGCCAAGGCGCCUCGGCAUUCCUCCAAGAACUGGGACAUCACCGUGUGGCUUUCGCAGCGCCGAGUGCCUAAGGAUCCACUCAACGCCGGAACACCACAUGGAGAGCUCAUUAUCAUCAUGGCUCCUCGUGCGGGGUUCGACACGGAGCAGGUCCACGACAGGGCGCGCAAGGACCUGCUACAUCUCCUCGAGGGAGUUCGCGGCAAGAAGAACCUCGUUAUUGAAAAGGAGCUAGCCGGCCCUCUCGGUGUCGUGGUUAAAGCCUCCACCCUGCGCGACUACGGCGUCGACAAUUUCUUCUUCCUCGAAAACAAAAACACAGACACGAGCCAGCGAAACAUCGUCUUCAUCGCCCGCGGCGAGUCCGCCGGCAACGCUCAUGCCAUCGCAGAUGAGAUAAUCCGGCUCCAGCGCGAGAGCCAGUCUCCCCACGAAUUCCACAUAUUUUGGGUCCCUCGGCGGACAUUGUUAUCAGAUAAAGUCCUGGAGGAAGCCGGCGUUCUGGGUGAUACCAAUGUCGCUGAGCUACCUCUGUUCUUCUUCCCACUAGAAGACGAUGUCUUGUCUCUGGAGCUAAACGAUUCCUUCCGGGAUCUAUACCUCGCGAAAGAUCCGACACCGGUCUUCUUGCUCGCUCGCGCCUUGAUGGGGAUACAGCAGAAGCAUGGUCUGUUCCCGCGCAUCAUUGGCAAAGGUGACAAUGCCAAACGUGUGGCCGACCUUUUGUCUCGCAUGCGACAGGAACUCCUCGCCGGCGAAGACGCAGGCGAAACGGACAAGGCAGGAUUGAGUCCCAGCACUACCAUCGAGAACGUCAUCAUCAUCGACCGCGAAGUCGACUUUGUGACGCCCCUCCUGACACAGCUGACCUACGAAGGUCUCCUGGAUGAGGUGUUCGGGAUUCAAAACAACCAGACCGAUGUCGAUUCGACGAUUGUUGGUGCCGCUGCACAGCCAGCCGGCCCGGGUACGUCGGCAGCGGCACCGCCGAGCAGUGGGCAGUCACGGAAACGUAAGAUCCAGCUCGACGGAUCGGAUUCGCUGUUCGCACAGCUCCGCGACGCGAAUUUUGCCAUCGUUGGCGGACUCUUGAACAAGAUUGCUCGGCGGCUGCAGAGUGACUACGAAAGUCGGCACAGCUCCAAAACGACAUCGGAGCUCAAGGAGUUUGUAAAGAAGUUGCCCGGAUAUCAAGCCGAGCAACAGAGCCUGAAAAUACACACGGGCAUGGCGGAGGAGAUCAUCAAGUACACACGUACUGAGAACUUUAACAAGCUGCUGGAAGUCCAACAAAACCUUGCGGCAGGGGCCGACCCCUCGUCGCAAUUCGAUGCGAUCGAGGAGCUCAUUGCCCGCGAUACUCCGUUACCCCAGAUCCUCAGGCUGUUGUGCAUCUACUCGUGCAUUUCGGGCGGCAUCAAAACUAAAGAAAUGGACCACUUCCGGCGGCUGAUCUUGCAGGGUUACGGAUACCAACACAUCCUUACCCUCCACAACCUAGAGAGGCUGCAGAUGUUUUUGUCAAGGUCGUCCCCCUUGGCGUCCAUGAUACCCAUGACCGGCGCUGCGGGCGGCCAGGGCAACAAGACAAACUACACGUAUCUCCGCAAGCAGCUCCGGCUUAUCGUGGACGAAGUCAACGAACAAGACCCCAACGACAUCGCUUACGUUUAUAGCGGCUACGCGCCACUCUCGGUCCGGCUUGUGCAAGCCGUGCUGCAGAAGCAGUACCUGCUCUCUAUUACACGAGGCGGCGGUGCGGGCGGUGCAGGUGGUGCAGCAGGUGGGGGCGCGCAGGGCUGGCGUGGGUUUGAUGACGCCGUCAAGCAUGCCCGGGGCCAGACGUUUGACGAAGUUCAGAAAGGCGAGGACAAGGCUGUCAAGGCGCGGGCUCUGCUGUCGGGCAGUGGCGACAAGAAAACCGUUUUCGUCGUGUUCGUGGGCGGCAUCAGUUUUACGGAAAUUGCGGCACUGCGGUUCCUAGCGAAGCAGGAAGAAGCCCGGCGAAACAUUGUCAUUUGCACGACUUCGAUCAUCAGCGGGAAUAGGAUGAUGGAUGCCGCGAUUGAGACGGGAACAUUCGAGAAGAGCACUCCGCCGCAGGAACCAGCCGCUCCAUAAGACCGGAAUAAACAAAAUGAUGAUGGUGUUAGGUAGUUAACGGUGUGCCAGUCCGGCUCGGGGGGGUUGGAUUGUCUCAGAGGAUGUGACCGAGGUCGUCGUUCAUCCGGCAUUCUAUACAAAAUACCGGGCUUUCGAGAACCGUGGUGAGGCAAAC